Varroa destructor (honeybee mite) is the source of this 1317-nucleotide messenger RNA. It is a transcript of the gene mRpS22, whose product is annotated as mitochondrial ribosomal protein S22. Gene Ontology annotation, molecular function: structural constituent of ribosome. The record is from RefSeq and is a predicted model, not a curated record. NCBI's taxonomy places the organism in Eukaryota, Metazoa, Arthropoda, Arachnida, Mesostigmata, Varroidae. Gene Ontology annotation, cellular component: mitochondrial small ribosomal subunit.
UAUAGUUGCUACCGUGCGAUGUGAUCAGAGCCACUCUACAGUGUUUGGUCUUUAGUUUUUGCGCAAGAAGAAGCGUCAUUGCAUUUAUGGUGCGCGAAACCCAUGAGUUCGCGCAAUGUCCGGUUUUUUUGUGAGGAUAUGUCCCUUGCGACCGCUGUUACUCUCUUUCCAAAAUUCAUCAAGGACUCUUUGCUCAGUUCAACCAGCACCUCCAUCAACUCCAACCAACAUAGAUGAAGCCUACCUUUCCUCUUCCAAAAUAGAUAUUGAAAAUAUCUUUUUGUCAAAGCGGGUCCAGCAGCUUCUUUGCGAUUUAACGUGUAAAGAUGUCAACCAGGUUUUUGCAUCUCGCAUGAAAGAGUAUAGUCCGCCUCAAUAUAAACUUCUCACCGAUAAACAGUUUGAGGAAGAGAUGGAAAAGGCUAUGCGGAAGGUGGAUGAAUUGACACAAAUGCCGCCGGUGCUUCGUAAACGAAAGCCCUGCCAACGCAUCCUUCGACGGGAUCCUGAACUGCAGGGACUCCAUACGACGAAUUUCGUCUUUACCGAUGUUUCAUUCGGUUAUCACGAGCAUGAUCGACCGAUUGUGGUCCGUGAACCUGAUGGAACCCUUCGUACGGCAUCUUGGGAAGAGCGGGAACGAAUGCUGCAAACGUAUUUAGCGACACCCGGUCGCGAAAUUGAACUUCCGAAGAUGUUUACGGAGCCGCACUUAACCAGCGUACUAGAUGACGGAAAGUACGUUUUUGUCUUGGAUCGAGCAUGUCUGCAGUUCGAGCCGAACAGUGAACAGUAUCUUGGAGUCACACAACGUGUGUACGCGCACCUUAUGGAAACAGGAAAGUUCGAUGAGCUUCGUUCAACGAGACAUUUUGGCCCCAUGUGCUUCUAUUACGCGGUCACUCAUCAAUGCGAUCCGCUCAUCCUUAGCCUCCUCAAGUCUGGAAGCUUGGAACGCGCAGCAAAAGUUGUUGAGCUUCUCCACGUGAUACACCCGAAACUUGAAAGCGCGCGCAAGAUUAACAAUGGAAAUAUUCCAGAACUCUAUGUUGAGGCUUACAUCAAAUGGGACUCUCAAAAUAAGGCCGCCCUUGAGUUAGCCCUUCAAUCAAUUCGCGAAGCCAAUCAAGAUGAUAAAAUAGAACACGAAAAAGAAUAGGAAAAUGAAGGGACUGAAACGGGAAAAAGAAAGAAUUAAUGGAUGAACCGAAAUCGACUUUGGAAGUCUAACGGUUUUAGAAUAAGCUCAUAAAUACCAGUGAUGUAUAUUGCUGAAUGUUUUAUAUUGGGGAUAUAAUAAAUUACUAUAGCAAAGAG